GACCGUUCCGAGCGAAGCAUGCGCGUGUUUGGUGCCCGAGAGUUGGUUCGGUGCGCGUGAGACUGGUUUCCUGCUUUUUCUUUCGCGCUGCGUCUGCAGGUGCAUUGUGGAAGUUUUGCUGCGUGUGUGUGUGUGUAUUGCGCGGUGCAGCAGUGCCGCUGUUGUGUGACACCGACGAUCCGCGGCCGGUGUAAUUGGCUUUUGAAAAGGCGACAAAUCAAUCAGCGUGCGAAUCGCACCCGUUAGCGCUUUAGUCGAUCGUAGUCCGUUGCCAGUAAGCGCCAUCUUGCGUGCUUUUGCUGAGUGUGAAUCAUGGGCAGUACAGGCUACACGUGUAUAAGACGGACGUUUUGCUUCUUCAACAUCCUCAUAUGGCUCUGCGGGAGUGGUUUCCUUGCAAUAGGCGUGUGGCUGCACUUUGCGUAUCCCGGUUACGCAACGCUAUUGCCUGACCAAGCCGCACUAAGUGCAGACUGCUUGUUCAUUGCAGUCGGUGUUAUUAGCUUCGUGAUCGCGUUCUUCGGCUGCUGUGGAUCCUGGUUCCAGUCGCGAUGUUUCUUGGUCAUUUACUUUACCCUAGUGGUGCUGUUGUUCCUGAGCGAGUUUCUGCUCGGCUCGCUUUCAUUCGUUUUCCGUGGCGGUAUAGGCCGUAUGCUUACACAGGAGCUAAAGUACGGCAUCGAGAAGCAUUACAACGUGUCUGAUCGCGGAGGACUUCUAACUCCCUCCGUUGGUUCCAUCUGGGAUAAGCUGCAGGUCGAUCUUCAAUGCUGCGGUGUGUCGUCGUACGAAGACUGGUAUGAUAUCAGUGCUUGGCCCGGUGAGCGAUGGGUUCCGGCGUCUUGUUGCCGAACCCAGUAUGGAUCGAUAUUUGCCGAAGGAUCUGGUGAUGAGCUGUCGAACGUCGAUUGCCAGAAAGCCGGCAAUCCAGCACUUCUGUGGGACAAGAGCUGCGGACAGAUUCUGCAGAUGUGGUUCGUUCAGCGACUUCACGUUGUUGGAACGGUAGGACUGGUGAUAGGCUUCCUUCAGCUUUUCGGUCUCAUCACAUCAAUGUUACUCUUCUGCACGGUAAAACAUAAACGAUCCUCAAAAACCUACAAAUCCUACUCGCCCACCGUCGACACUACGCUCAACCGUAACGGCACCAGUGGCACGUACAUGGACGACUGACUGUAUGGCUGAGUGGUUGUGAUCGGUAAAACGCAUCCAAUCGCAACCACAAACCAGCACCACGGAACGACACAAUACUCACCUGUCUCGAAAGGACACCGGGAGGUUCCGCAAAGCAAUGGCAAAUGGGGUUGUGUAUGCGUGCGAGCUGUACGUGUGUGAUCCUUGAAGCACAACAAAUGACGUGUGCCUAACGAUUGUGCCAAAAAAAAGAUAGAAACAAAAGUGUAUCGAACAAAACCGCGUAAUGUAAUGGACCUAAACUCCCAACAAACGAACGAACCGGAAGGACGUGGGAUACCGAGGGGAGUGAAGCGAGAAAAACUCACACACCCACACACAUAAACACACGCCGGUACCAACUGCAGCUGGCGAUGCAACGCAUUAUUUGAGAUUAGGCGCGAUAACGAUGGUAUGGUUGUGGGCCGCUAGCGUAGGAUGUAGGAGUUGCACAAUUUUAUUUAUACACUCGACUUAGAUGUAGCGUUUGGUCACCAAUUUCCCGGGUGUGCUGAUUUCUCGCGCGCGCAACUACGACUACAACUGCCUGAGAAGAAAAAAAAAACAAACUACCAAAACUACCCAAAUCGAUGUGCUGAGAGCACGCGUACCGCAAUACA
Molecule: messenger RNA, 1793 nt
Organism: Anopheles nili
Lineage: Eukaryota; Metazoa; Arthropoda; Insecta; Diptera; Culicidae
Product: tetraspanin-9
Exons: 8
Coding region: 313-1173 (286 amino acids)
Cellular component (GO): membrane
Source: RefSeq, a predicted model, not a curated record